AUGUUUUACUACCCCACAGUUUUGAGGCGUCAUACAGGAUGUUUUUCUACAAUCUGGCUGGCUGCUACGAAAGGCAUCAAAGUUACUCGCAGGGAUUUCCUAAAAGUCAACGUGAAAAGCACCUGUGAUGACAUCAUGAACUACGUGCUGGAGCGAGUCCCACCACCUCAGCCUGGUCUGCCACGACCUCGCUUCUCCCUCUACCUCUCCUCCCAACUCCAGUAUGGCGUCAUCCUCGUCUACCACCGACAGUGUGCUAUUUUCCUGGAGGAACUUCAGUCCGUUUUGGGCAAGCUGGUGAAACAGAGAGUGUCCCAGAAAAUUGAUAUGGAUGAGCACGGCAGAAACAUUCUGGACUUCCCUGAUGCCGUGUCUCUCCUGGAGGAGACAGAAGGAGCUCCUGACCCUUUAUUCGGAGUGAUGUUCAUGGAGGAAGUCAUGCCCAGUCCCAACACACUGAUAGAGAGGGGCCAAAAGUAUCUGAGAAGCACCUCUCCGGAGCUUCCUCAACUGGCCAGUCCAUCGGCUGCGGCUGCGGCUGCGGCUGCACUAGAGAGCGCCAUAACUGCAUCUCCAGAAACCAUCACUCUGAGAGAGCGGGAGCCCAUCGCUAUCCCUGUUGCAGAGUUUGAGGGCGAGGAGCUGGUCGAUCAGCAUCCAGAUACUAUUGACAUCCUUAUGGCCCAGACAGAUGACUUUCCAGAAGGAAGAGAUUAUGAGAUGCAGACAGAAGGAGUGUCAGCGGGAGAUCAAGAGAGGGAGAUGGAACGGGACGGAGGAGAGGAAGACCUGGAGAGAAAGAGGACAAAAGAUCUCACAGUGUCCACUAUUGAAUCACAGCCCACCACUCUCUCCACUGAGGAUGUCACGUUGUCUCAGGGAGAGCUAGGCCUGUCCGUGGAGAAGCCUGGACCCCCCUCAGACCAGCACACCCCCGUCUCGGUGUCCAUCCCACCUUUACCAGCAGAGGAACGUCAAAGACCAACUCUGCAGUCAGAGGAUGAGCCUUCUCCAAAGGUGAAGACGAGGAGGAGGAAGAGGCAGCUGAUCUUCUUUGACCCGGAGACACAGAUCACACAGGAGGUGCAGCAGCUGCAGAUUAACAACCCUCUGAUCGAGACCAGACGUCCAUUUUUCCCACCACCUCCUUCUGAGAGGAUGCUCUCUGCUGCCGAGCUCCUCAACAAUCCCUGCACCCCCUUGCCUGAAGAGUUGCUGUUUCUAUGGAAACAGGCUGCGACCAUCAAGCCCAUCUCAGGGUCGGACCUGCGGGCCGGGGGGAGAGGGCCCGAGUCCACCGACUCUGAAAAGGAACGAGAGUGUGAGGCGGCUGAGGCAGCGGAGGGUCUUGACCCCACCCCCAAGGAGGUGUGAAAGGACGGGCCCAGAGAUGUGGCAGAACCAGAGAUGUAUGAAUUUUCAGAUCAUGGUUCACUGCUGCUGGAGGGCUCGGACCAGAGGGAGGGGCCUCGAAAGAGCUCCCCUAUGUACACAUCCGAGAAAGAAGGGUCCGUUGUCUCCAGGUCACUGCAGGACAUCCCAGAGGUGGUGGACGCGUUUCUGGAGAGAGCUGCAUCAGAGUUUCCUGGGCUGCCGGUGGAUAUUCCAGAGAAUAAAGAGGCGCCUUUGGUGUUUGCGUCUCUUCUGCCGCCAGACGUCGACCGCAGAACUGUCAGCGACACCUUUCUGAGGCUCCUGGAGAGUUUAACGACCAGGAAGGUACGUGCGGAGCAGGACGAGCCUUAUGGUGACAUAUUGAUAUUCCCUGGACCUAACUACGAAGAGGGGCGUCCGACAUUGUGA
Molecule: messenger RNA, 1803 nt
Organism: Cottoperca gobio
Lineage: Eukaryota; Metazoa; Chordata; Actinopteri; Perciformes; Bovichtidae
Product: meiotic recombination protein REC8 homolog
Exons: 17
Biological process (GO): double-strand break repair; meiotic sister chromatid cohesion
Cellular component (GO): meiotic cohesin complex
Molecular function (GO): chromatin binding; protein binding
Source: RefSeq, a predicted model, not a curated record